This is a messenger RNA of Sorghum bicolor (sorghum), 2033 nucleotides long. RefSeq names its product peroxidase 5. Gene Ontology annotation, biological process: response to oxidative stress. Gene Ontology annotation, molecular function: peroxidase activity; heme binding. Gene Ontology annotation, cellular component: plasmodesma; plant-type cell wall. The record is from RefSeq and is a predicted model, not a curated record. NCBI's taxonomy places the organism in Eukaryota, Viridiplantae, Streptophyta, Magnoliopsida, Poales, Poaceae. The transcript has 2 exons. The coding region runs from base 224 to 1204 and encodes 326 amino acids.
AACUUACAUUGUCUGCAUGGAAGCCAAUCAGGCCGGCCGCUCACCCCGGCCCUCGGCAACGUUGGACAGUGCAUCUAUAAAUACCCCUCGGCUACAAGCUUCAUUCCAAGCACACGACACCACCAACUCGCUCUCGCUAGCCACGUACCUCAAACCAUUCUAGCUAUUUGUGAUCGAUAUCUGAUCUAGGAGUUGAUCGAUCUAGGAGUAGGAGGAGGAGGACAUGGCGAAGCUCAACGCCACCGUCGUCGCUGCUUUGCUCUCUCUGUCCGUGCUGCUCGCCUUCCUCGCCGGGCAGUCGUUUGCCGGGCGCUACUACUACGACAAAGUCCAGGACAAGGUGAGGAAGGAAGUGGAGAAGGCCAUGGCAAACAACCCCACCAUCGGCCCCGCCCUUGUUCGCUUGGUGUUCCAUGACUGCUGGGUCAAUGGUUGCGAUGGCUCCGUGCUCCUAGACAGGACGCCGACUGACGGCACCAACACCGAGAAGAACGCGACCAACAACAUCGGCCUCGCAGGCUUCGAGGUGAUCGACGCCAUCAAGCAGAAGGUCGGCACCGACGUCUCCUGCGCCGACAUCGUGGCCUUCGCAGCGCGCGACGCGGCCGACAUCCUCAGCGGCGGAAAGAUCUUCUACACCCUCCGCGGCGGCCGCAAGGACGGCGUCGUCUCGUCCGCCGCGGCCGCGGACGCCAACCUGCCGCACCCCAACUUCGACUUCGACCAGCUCAGGGACAACUUCGCCGCGGCCAGCAGCCGAGGCAGGAGCUUCACCGUCGAGGAGCUCGUCGUCCUCUCCGGCGCGCACUCCAUCGGCGUCGCUCACCUCUCGUCCUACCAGGACCGACUGCUGGGGGGACCCGACUCCACGCCCAUCGAUUCCCGAUACCAGGCGGCGCUCAACAAGACCACGCCUCCGGCGUUGCUCGAGAGUGGGCAGAACCCGACGGUGCCCAACAACGCCCGCGACGAGACCGACGCGUUCCAGGAGGACGCUGCCUACGACGCCGUGGCCAUGGGCGUGAACCCGAGGAGGGGCGUCCUCGACAACAGCUACUACCACAACAACCUCGUCAACAAGGUGCUCUUCAAGUCCGACUGGGUGCUACGCACGGACGGCUUCGCCGCCAGCAAGCUGUUGGAACGCCGGCGAGGAUCGCCAGAGUUUGCCCGGAUCACCUACGACGGCCGGCAGCGGUUUUAGUCGCCGCGGUCACCACACAACGCGAACGCACGCACGAGAAAGCUGGACACCGAGAGAGUUUUUUUUACGCCACAACACACGGCGCCUUUUCGAUGCAUUGAUCUGGUCUUUACAUGGGCUUGAAGCCCUCCACCCCGCCACGGUUCCGCAGCUGCACGGUGCGCCGUUCUUCUCGGGCGCCCGCGCGACAUGCACGGCCCGCGGCCAUGACGGGGCCUGACCUUAUGAAGCGGUCAAGAUGCGAACGUGUGCAAUCUCCAUCCCAUCCUGUUUCUACGCUAAUCUAGACAUGUGUUUGUAACAGCAAAUGCCUGAACUAAUGCACCUAAACAUGCAGCAGCUAGUUGACACGAUUACAUACUGAAUGCAAGCUAAUGCAGUUCGACAGUGGACAACAGUUCACCCCCUUAAUCGUGCUCAACCUUGAUGAUGCCCAGCCUCAGUCUCAUCUCCAUGAACCUGAGCCUCCCGAGUGGCUUUGUGAGGAUGUCUGCUAGUUGAUCAUCAGUACUCACAUGAUUCACCUCCACCAUGCCUUCGGAUAUGCAUUCCCUUAUGAAGUGAUACCUUGUGUCGAUGUGUUUGGUCCUUUCAUGAUGGACAGGAUUUUUGCUUAGCUCCUGAGCUGACUUGCUGUCAAUUCUUAGCUCAAACUGUUUGACAGCACCUCCAGUGAUAUCAGCCAGCAGUCUGCUUAGCCAAACCCCCUGACAUGCUCCAGCUGCUGCAGCUAUAUACUCGGACUCACAUGAGGACAGUGACACCACCUUCUGCUUUUGUGAUGUCCAGGUUAUCAGGUUCUGUCCAAGGAAGUAUACUAUGCCAGUGG